Molecule: messenger RNA, 5365 nt
Organism: Sphaerodactylus townsendi
Lineage: Eukaryota; Metazoa; Chordata; Lepidosauria; Squamata; Sphaerodactylidae
Gene: SOCS5
Product: suppressor of cytokine signaling 5
Exons: 3
Coding region: 146-1744 (532 amino acids)
Biological process (GO): intracellular signal transduction; phosphatidylinositol phosphate biosynthetic process
Cellular component (GO): phosphatidylinositol 3-kinase complex
Molecular function (GO): 1-phosphatidylinositol-3-kinase regulator activity
Source: RefSeq, a predicted model, not a curated record
CCGGCCUGGUAGCACCACCAGCUUCUUCGGCGGCUGCCGUCAUCGUCGGUGCUGCUGAACUGUGGUGAGAUAGAUGGAUUGUCCACCAUCUCCAUAGAGCUCAGUCAACUUUGAAAUGUCACUGCAAGAUUAGGUAACCUAACCCAUGGGGAAAGUGGGGAAGAUGUGGAACAGCUUCAAGUAUAGAUGCCAGAAUCUCUUUAAUCCUGAAAGCGGAAACCGAAAUGAACACAUAGAUGUGAACUCCAGUAGUUCAUCCGUUAAAGAUAAAAGUGUAUUUGUACCUGAUACCACUGAGCAACAGCCAAGUGGCCCUUUAAGAGAUGUUUCUUUACAACUGACUCUAAAUCCUUCAAGAAAUUCUUCAAGGAGAAAUCAGAACUGUGCCACUGAAAUUCCACAGAUCGUAGAAAUAAGCAUCGAGAAAGAAAAUGAUUUGGGUGUUGCCACCGGAACUAGACUUGCACGGAGGGAUUCUUACUCGCGGCAUGCUCCGUGGGGUGGGAAGAAGAAGCAUUCCUGCUCUACAAAAACUCAGAGCUCUUUGGAGAAUGAAAAAAGAUUUGGCCGUUCACGCUUGCAAAGGAGGGAGAGGAGAUAUGGUGUGAGCUCAGUUCAUGACACGGACAGUGUCUCAAGCAGGACCAUAGGAAGCCGUUCUUUACGACAGAGACUGCAGGACACAGUUGGCUUAUGUUUCCCCGUUAGAACUUACAGUAAACAAUCCAAACCUCUCUUUUCUAAUAAAAGAAAGAUCCAUCUUUCUGAACUGAUGCUAGAAAAAUGUCCUUUCCCUCCUGGAUCGGAUCUAGCCCAAAAAUGGCAUUUAAUCAAGCAGCACACGGCCCCAGUGAGCCCACAUUCAGCUCUUUUUGACGCGUUUGAUCCUUCUGUGGCUUCUACAGAAGAUGAAGAAGACAGGCUUAGAGAGAGACGAAGGCUCAGUAUUGAGGAAGGGGUUGAUCCUCCUCCUAAUGCGCAAAUACAUACUUUUGAAGCCACAGCACAAGUUAACCCAUUAUAUAAACUGGGGCCAAAGCUGGCCCCUGGCAUGUCUGAGGUAACUGGAGAUGGUACUACAACAUCACAGGGAAGUUGCGAUCCGGAGGGUGAUACCACAACCCUCUGCUUGCAGUCUCGUAGACAACGGCAACGGCAGAUGUCUGGAGACAGCCAUAGCCACAUCAGCAGACAAGGAGCAUGGAAAGUACAUACUCAGAUUGAUUACAUACACUGCCUUGUGCCGGACUUACUGCAGAUCACCGGUAAUCCAUGUUACUGGGGCGUAAUGGACCGCUAUGAAGCCGAAGCACUUCUGGAAGGAAAACCUGAAGGCACUUUUUUGCUCAGGGACUCUGCUCAAGAAGACUACCUCUUCUCUGUGAGCUUCCGCCGUUACAACCGGUCUCUACAUGCUCGCAUUGAGCAGUGGAACCACAACUUUAGUUUUGAUGCUCACGACCCUUGUGUAUUUCACUCCUCCACUGUUACUGGACUCCUAGAACACUACAAAGACCCUAGCUCUUGCAUGUUUUUUGAACCAUUGCUUACAGUUUCUCUAAACAGGACUUUUCCUUUUAGUUUGCAGUAUAUCUGCCGGGCAGUAAUCUGCAGGUACACCACGUACGAUGGGAUUGAUUUUCUCCCUUUGCCAGCAAUGUUACAGGACUUCUUAAAGGAAUAUCACUAUAAGCAAAAAGUUCGUGUGCGAUGGUUGGAGCGGGAACCAAUUAAGACAAAAUGAAUGGACUUCAGAGUCCCUUGUAAGCUCAGUAGAAUCUGUGUGGCUCUUUUUUUGAGAGGGGGUGCAUUACAGUAUAACCACAGCGAGCACAUCUGUGUUGAGUGCUUUUGGUGGGCAAUAUUGUACUUUAAACAUAGAGUUUUUAAAGUCUGUCAGAUGCUGCCUGUUAUUAAUCAAGCCUAGUUGUGAAUACCUCUUGAAAUGAUAUGCAGAUCACAAAAUAGUACGUUUUUAAAUGUAAGCUUUUUAGAUUAUGAUUUGCCAGUUCCUAGGUGUAUUCUUUUUUAUCACAGUUGCAGUAGUAGUUACGUGAGGCAGCUAUUGGGCAUUGACAUGUUCCACUCAGUUUCAGGAUGCAGAACACUGUUGGAGCACUAGAAUACCAGCAAUUAUGUUCCAGUCUAGCUGCUUUUUCAGCAGAAAUUAUCUUUUCAAAAUUCAAUUCCUCCUCAUAUGCCGAUUUUCAGAUUGAAACACUUUUUAAGAGGAAAAAAAGAGCAGUUAAGGCAAGCUUUGCCUUGUAUAUUGCAUUUAAAUUUAAAAAUAGUUUGUGUGCUAACAAGCACUUGCAGAUUGGAGACAUUUAACUCUUUUUAAAAUCAAAAUUUUGCUAUCACUUGAAUAAUAUAUUGCAUAUAGUGCAAUAAUUUAAUCAAUGAAAUAUGCAAAAAAAAACAAACCCACACACCCUUCCAAUGAAUAAAAUGGUUUUGCAAGAUAAACUCAUUUGAAGAGUUUGAGAUGGAAAAGAGGGAAUGGCUCUGCUAAAAUGGUGUCUGACUCCUGCAAUUUGUAUUAUGCACUUGCACUAAAGAUAACUUUUUAAAGGUCUGCUUAAUUAAUCAUGGGCAUUGUAUUAGUCUGUCAAGACGGUUUAAAUCAGUUAAUUUAACCAGUUAAUUGCCAGAACAAUGCAGCCCUUGGUUUAGAUAACAUUCUUAGCAAAUUUAGGUUACUUAAAAUAUUUUUAGUAACUGCUUGCUAAUCUAUCUUGUGCUGUUUGGUAUAACUGUUAAACUGAAUUCUGUUUAAGGUGACCGAGUUGUCUACAUAUUAGCUCAUUUUGAAUGGUUCAAACAGUAUUGUAAUCCUCUCCUAAAACUAUUAACGGUCACCUGUCUUGGCCAGCUCCUUUAGUUAUAACUGCAAGCUGUUCAAGACAGUUAGCAUUCUGUCCUACUUCUCUUCUUUCCCCUCCUCUAUCCUUUGCAGUGCAUCAGAAUUAAAGUUUCAUGCUUCAUAGGUACUGUUGUGUUUGUAAACUGUGUAGCACUUUCUUUGUAAUAUGUAGGUUGUGUGCUCUUUGAGCAAAAUGCUUUUGAGAUUUGCUCUAUUUUGCUUCCUUUUUUUGCUCUUGGACAUAACGCAACCUGUUUUGUCCUCGCUGUGUUUGCACUAAAACUUACAUUGGAGUAUGGAGUCCCUUGUUUUUGCUUAUGUAUUGUGUAUCAAUGAGUAGGACUCCCUAGUUACUUAAUCAGUUGCUACAGUAUGUUCUUAUGUGUCCAUGGCAGUAACUGUGAGGUAGGGAAUCUCUGCAGCUACAUAUUGAGAAGAUUUACUUGUAUGCCCACACUAACCCAUUUAUCAAUGUGUGUGUCUCCCUCACUCCUGCUUGCUGUGCCUUGUUACAGCUUUUUUUGUGCUAAUAAAGUACAGAAUUUUCAGUGUUAUACUUGUAUAUUUGCUCUUUUAUAUUUGAUAGCUUGUAGGAAUUAAGUUUUAACUUUUCAUUUAGUGUAGAUAGAACAAAUACUGUGCAGUUUGGUGUCAGGUCACCAAAUCAUAGUAUAAAUCAGAAUCCUAAAUGCAGGCACUUCUAAGCUGUCAGGGCCAUUUCAUGCAAACUCAGGUUUGUCGUAGAGUGUACACUCAGCAGAGCUAGAGCCUAUCACAACUGUGAGGCAUGCUUUCUGUCACGUUUGAACAUAUUGCCAAUUUAGAUGUGCACUUAAAUUGUUGUGUGUGUGCACCGAAAAUGUAAUGACUAAAAUAGCCCUCAGUAGUUUUGCAAAUCAUGGAAUGUCUGUAGCUAUGCAGAAACAAAUAACAGUAUAUUCUGUCUAUUGUAUGCGCUUAAUUAAUGGCCACUUCACACAUGACAAGUUUCACACAUAGAAAUUAUUUCUGGUUGAGAAAGCGUGUGAAAAUCAUGAAUACGUAGUAGAAGGGAUGCAUGUGUGGUCAUUACCCUGGGAUCCAUAUAGCUUUCCAAUAAAAUGUAUAGAUUUACACUUUAUCAUGUAGCUCUAAAAGCUGCCAGAAGACACAUUCAGCCCAACCGGCUGUUUGUUCAGUACUUUUGAAUAAGUUCAUCUUAAUUUUAAUUUCUUCUGUUUAUUCACAAUUUAUUAUCUGUUAUGUUUGAAAAGUUUUUAUACAGAUUUGUCAUGUUUGAAGUUAUCCUAUGGUCAGAUGGUUAUUCUGUAUAAAAUUAGCUAGCUGUUGCUUAAUAUCAUAGCAGCAAAGAAUACUGCAUGUAAUUAAGUUGGGCAAAAAUGUUUUGCACUACUGAAUUUGGUAUAAGAGUACAUUGAAUCAGCAACCAAGGGUCAGUGAUAGAAUAUAAGGAUAAAGGUUUUUUUUAAAUAUGUGGCUUCAGCCAACUUUUAUUAAUGAUUGCUAAAUAGGGUUCAUAUUUUAAUAUAACCCAUUGUAUUUGAUGUUGCUGUUUAUGAUAUAAUGGUAAAAGGAAAGUUAUUGUCCAUUCAGAUACUAGUUUAAUUUCUAACGUAUGAAAUGCACCUAAAUGUAAGCUCUGGUUCAGACACUCACUGAAGAGCAAUCCUCUCUUGUUGGGUAGAAGAGCAGCCAUUCCCCCUCUUCCCAAUGUGAUUUAGUGCAAGGCAGUAUGCCAUCUUCUGGCCUGGAUUCAUGAUGUACAGAUUCACAUUAUUUUUUCUUAAGAGGGGAAAGAUGCUGUUUAUCAGACCAUUCAAGCUACGGGGAGAUUCAUGUAUUUUUGCUUGUCUGCCUCAUACAGGGGAUUGCUGCCUCACAGGUGUCUAACCCUGGUUGGAGAUGUUUACCAAAGAGUUUGUGAAGGGAUAUAACUGCUGCAUAAAAUGUAUAAUUCAAACUAAAAUCAUUAAACCAAAGUAUGUACUCGGCUAUAAUAUGCAGUUUUAAAGAUCAUGAAAAUGCAUAGAACUACCAGCACUUACUCAUAAUUUUUCAGAUGCAGUGAAGACUCAGCAUACAGAAUUGUUCAAAUUCUUCUUCACAUUCAGAAGUCUGCUAUGAAAGGAGUUAAUGUAGAUCCCCAAAAAGCACUUUAAAAAUGUGGGUUUAUGGUCUUUUAUUUUUUGAAAACUAGGCUAGGGGUGGAAAAAUAUUUCAAAUUCCGACCAACUGGCAACAAACAUUUAAGAUGUUCAGGUACCUGUGAUAUUAACUCAGCAUUAAUUGAUGUAUCAAAUGUGGUUUCAGAUGUUACCAGCUUUCCAAUGUUGGAUUUCUAAUGUUUAGUUCUAAACAUACAAGUUCUUCUCACUAAUAUUAAAUGUAAGCAUGUAAAAAUUGUUGGGUUUGUGUGUGGGUAUGUGAAGUGAAUAUGCAACUUUUUGGUUUAUAACCUGCUCCAAAACUGGCUUCUUACAUUAAAAAUGUCACCUGCGUGAA